AUGGUACUAACGCUUCGUCUUAGAGGUCCAGCUAAGGGCUAUAUUGAAGGCCUCGAGCAUCGUCUUCAUGAAGCCGAAUCGCUUCUUCUUGCCCUUCUGCCCAUCAUCUCAACUGAACAACUAAAAUGUGCCACCGAUUCUCUCAGUUCAAGUCCCUCAACAACUAACCUCAACAUCCUGGGCCUGAAAACCCGUGAUUCACCGUCUCCUGGGCCCCACCCUUUGAGGAGUAGUCCCCCUGUCUUAAACAAGAAGACAGGGAUUGAAUACUGGGAAUCGUUCCCUCUUGAUACCGUCGAAAACAUCCGCAAAUGGCAGGAAGACUGCGCGUUACAUUCCGGCACCAAUGGACAAAACCAGCCCUCUUUCCGAAAUUCCAUGGACGAAAGUCACUCGCAUACCCCCCUCCACGCUUUGAAUGCGGCGAGCCACUCACGUCCUGGGUCGGUUGAUCUCUCUCGCCAUGGCCACGGCCAUUCUCAGUCCGGUCCUUUCCGUUCUAUGAGCCACGACACAUACCGCAGUGGCGCGAGCACUCCGGUCAACGUACCUCAACAUUCUCUCUCGCAGCCAACCAUCCCCACAACCUCAAGCACCCAGCAACAACAAACAGGUCCCAGCCAAACAUCGACGCCCAAUUGGCAAUCACUGUCAUUUUUGUCCAACAACAGCUCGCCCAACAACCAUACCUCAAGUCCGAACGUCAAUGGCGUGGGUGUUGGUGCGGAAGCCCUACUGCUGCAGAGUUUCGCCGAUUCAAGCUGGGCGCAGGCGCAGACCUUGAAUAAUGGCCUGGGCAUGACCGGUAUGGGCACUGCGAUGGGCGUGGAGAGUGGACCGAUGGAGGUCGAUACAGGCUUUUUCACGAAUGAUAUGCAGAGGCGGUUGUUCUGGUAA
Messenger RNA from Cladophialophora bantiana CBS 173.52, 897 nucleotides. RefSeq lists its product as uncharacterized. The transcript has a single exon. Bases 1 to 897 code for a protein of 298 amino acids. The record is from RefSeq and is a predicted model, not a curated record. NCBI's taxonomy places the organism in Eukaryota, Fungi, Ascomycota, Eurotiomycetes, Chaetothyriales, Herpotrichiellaceae.